This is a messenger RNA of Dentiscutata heterogama, 920 nucleotides long. Lineage: Eukaryota; Fungi; Glomeromycota; Glomeromycetes; Diversisporales; Gigasporaceae. The record is from the annotation of a GenBank genome assembly.
CCACAUCAGAAAGAGAAAAAUUUUACGAGUGCCUUGAAAGACUUGGAACUUUACCGCGUGACAUAAAAGAGGCAAAAUUUGAAGAAUAUUUAGAUAAAUUUAAUCAAAUUUUUGGAGGCUUAUUAUCCGAAUUACAAGAUACUCAAGAUGAUUAUGAAACGAAGUAUCAAAUGUUAGAAUCCCAUAUGAACGCUAUCAUAGCACAAUCAUUUUCAUUCAUAAAGCAACAUCAACCUGAACAUAUCCUUAAACGUCGUUCAAGUUAUUUUGACACAAUCGAAAUUGGAUCAGGAAUUGAUGGCAAACAAUUAAAACAAGUGACUUGUGCAAAUACUUGUGUUCCUAAUCGAUUUGUUUGUAAUAACAUUGGUAACAACCUUUGUAGUAACUGCAGACUUGUCUUUUAUUGUAGUAAAGAAUGUCAAAAAAAGCAUUGGAAAUUUCAUAAAAAAUUAUGUAAAUCUGACAUUUCAUCAAAAGAUUGGAAACCAGAUUACAUUCAUGAAUUAAGAAUACCAGAAUUUAUACUACCAAGCAUCUCUUCCAUUCCUUUUUAUGGUAUUCCUGUAGAAUAUUUAUGGAGUAAUAUGCCAGCUAUUGAUAUCUUGAAAUUAUCUUUAAAUGAACUUAAGGACAACGAAUCAAGCUCUAAUUACAAGGAUCCUAUUAAUUUGCUUUUUGCAGCAAGCGGUGAUCUUAAUGAUAUCAUUGCAACCGUGAAUGGAAUACCAUUAGAUUUAAAUCAACAAAUUAAUAUUUUUAUUAACGAUUUUGCUAAAAGAGUUACAAUUCGAAAUUUUAUAAUGUUGUACCUCCUCGCAAAGCUCGGUAAGGAUGCCAUCGAUGUCGUUAUUCAUAUUUGGUAUUCUAUAGCUCUUACAAAUGAGCAAUGGUCUAGAACUACUGAUUUACUCGCUAAU